GAACUUGUUGGAGCUCCCCCUCGCUUUAGCUGCUGAAUGGAGAACGUCACUCACACCGUUCGUUCCCUUCCUGUGCUGGGCCGGUCGUUAACUACCUACUUGCCAACCGCCCUCCUCACUCCUCACCGAAAAUAUUCCCCCACAACGGCACAGACUGGACGAGCACUUCUGCCACUACGUGUUGCGCUCCUGUCGACUCCGACAUCUCCCGUUGGGUAGCUUGUAAAUUGGAAGGAAGAGCUCGCCCCCCCUCGAGUCGGAUCGAAUCGAAUCACCAUAACAGCCCGCUGCUUCUUACAUGGCGCUCCUGCAGAGGUUGGGAGCUUCUUCACUGCGCUUCUCUCCCAGCGUCUCAUUGAUAGUGGCAAGAAGCGCGUCGACCAUGGCGCCCAAGCUCAGAGACCCGUCGCUGCUCAAGCAUGACGUCUGCUACAUCAAUGGCGAGUGGAAGCCUGCCGGUUCUGGCAAGACCUUUAAUGUCAACGAUCCGUCAUCUGGUGAGCUCAUCGGCACCUGCGCCGAGUGCGACGUCGAGGACACCAAGUCGGCCAUCCGCGCCGCCGCCGACGCCUUCAAGACGUUCCGCACCACCACCGGCCGCGAGCGCGCGAAGCUGCUGCGCAAGUGGUACGACCUCAUGGUCGAGAACUCGGAGGACAUCGCCAAGCUCAUCACCUGGGAGAACGGCAAGCCCUUUGCCGACGCCAAGGGCGAGUCCGCGUACGCGGCCAACUUCUUUGAGUGGUUCAGCGAGGAGGCGCCCCGGAGCUACGGCGACACCAUCCCCGCCACCGUCCCUGGGAACAGAGUGUGGACCAUCAAGGAGCCCGUUGGAGUCUGCGGUCUCAUCACGCCGUGGAACUUCCCCGCCGCCAUGAUAACGAGAAAGGUUGGCCCUGCCCUGGCGGCCGGAUGCACCGUCGUCUGCAAGGCCCCUGGCGAGACCCCCUUCACAGCUCUGGCGCUCGCUGAGCUUGCCCACCGCGCCGGCAUCCCCAAGGGCGUCGUCAACGUCAUCACUACUCUGUCCAACACUCCGGCCAUCGGCGAGGUUCUCACCACCGACCCCGCCGUCAAAAAGGUCUCCUUCACCGGCUCGACCGGCGUCGGCAAGCUUCUGAUGAAGCAGUCCUCGAGCACCCUCAAGAAGCUGUCCAUGGAGCUCGGUGGCAACGCGCCCUUCAUCGUGUUUGACGAUGCCGACAUCGACGUGGCCGUCGCCGGCGCCAUCGCCUCCAAGUUCCGCUCGUCCGGCCAAACUUGCGUCUGCGCCAACCGCAUCUACGUGCAGGCCGGCAUCUACGAUGAGUUUGUGCGCAAAUUCGCCGAAAAGGUUCAGGGAUUCAAGGUCGGCCACGGCUUCGCCGACGGCGUCACCCACGGCCCCCUCAUCCACGACCGCGCCGUGUCCAAGGUCGAGGCCCACGUCAAGGACGCCGAGAGCAAGGGCGGCAAGCUCGUCAUCGGCGGCCAGCGGAUGCCCGACCUCGGCUCCAACUUUUACCAGCCCACGGUCAUCCGCGACGCCACCCCUGCGAUGGCUAUUGCCUCGGAGGAGACGUUCGGCCCCGUGGCUGCGCUCUUCCCCUUCAAGACGGAGAAGGAGGUGGUGGACAUGGCGAACAAUGCCGAGGUCGGCUUGGCGGGAUACUUCUUCUCCCGCGACCUGCAGCGGGUGCACCGCAUCGCCGAGGCGCUCGAGGUCGGCAUGGUCGGCAUCAACACGGGCAUCAUCUCGGAUCCCGCCGCGCCGUUUGGAGGUGUCAAGGAGAGCGGCUUCGGCCGUGAAGGGUCCAAGUAUGGCAUCGGCGAGUACCAGAUCACCAAGAUGAUUACCUACGGAGGCAUGGGACAGCCGCUCCAGAGCUGAGGGAGGGGUUUGUUCCUUUUGGCAGGGAGCAUGUGCCGGUUGUAGUGGCAUAGGAAAAAAACUAAAAGACGUUCAAGUAAUUCGCUAGUCACUGUUCACGCCGACUUUUUGUCCCUGACGGUAAUCUUCGUGCAGUCUCAGCGACAUUCAAGGACUGCUGAUUUCGAAGGCUGCGAGCCUGG
Messenger RNA from Purpureocillium takamizusanense, 2052 nucleotides. RefSeq names its product succinate semialdehyde dehydrogenase NADP+ linked. NCBI's taxonomy places the organism in Eukaryota, Fungi, Ascomycota, Sordariomycetes, Hypocreales, Ophiocordycipitaceae. The coding region runs from base 299 to 1870 and encodes 523 amino acids. Gene Ontology annotation, biological process: GABA catabolic process. The transcript has 4 exons. Gene Ontology annotation, molecular function: succinate-semialdehyde dehydrogenase (NAD+) activity. The record is from RefSeq and is a predicted model, not a curated record.